Triplophysa rosa is the source of this 1855-nucleotide messenger RNA. RefSeq names its product transmembrane protein 129, E3 ubiquitin protein ligase (gene tmem129). The transcript is spliced from 4 exons. Gene Ontology annotation, biological process: protein ubiquitination. Bases 280 to 1362 code for a protein of 360 amino acids. Gene Ontology annotation, molecular function: ubiquitin protein ligase activity. The record is from RefSeq and is a predicted model, not a curated record. Lineage: Eukaryota; Metazoa; Chordata; Actinopteri; Cypriniformes; Nemacheilidae. Gene Ontology annotation, cellular component: endoplasmic reticulum; membrane.
ACCUUUUUUUAUCAACCUCGUAUUGUGUAUUGCCGCUUGUAGUGACUUUUAUUUUGAAAACAUUCCACGUCUCAUGGUUUCACUUUCUGGUUACGCGCAAUAAAAUGUGUAAUAAACACGUUGUAUCUGUUCUCGCUGCUCACUCAAAUGUUAUUUAGGAUUAAAUGUCUAUAAUUUGAAAUAAAUGUAUGUAACGUAACACUAACAAAGCGUUGUUGGUUUGUUUCCCGUACUUUUAUUGUGAAUGCGUCAGCAGCAGCAGCGUGUUGAGAUGUAAACAUGGACAGGCCGGACACUACAUUCAGUCUGGCUUAUAUAGUGCUCUCGCUGUGUUUUGUAUUUACACCCAAUGAGUUUCGCUCGGCUGGUUUUACAGUACAGCACAUGUUCUCAGGAUGGUUGGGCAGUGAGGACAUCAGCUUUAUUCAACAUCACAUCAAGAGAACAACACUAACACUGAUCGUCCACUGUUUCCUGCCACUGGGUUACUACGUAGGGAUGUGUUUGGCUGCUCCUGAACAGAAUCUUCUAUACAUCCAUCAUGCAAGUCAGGGAUGGCAAAUCUAUCUCGCCGUUUCACUGGCCAUUCAGCUCGUGAGUUGUGCACUGGCUUUCUAUUGGUCCAGACAAGGAUGGGUGAAUCAUCCCAUAUGUAAAGCUCUCAGCGUUCACGCCCUCCCAAACUCCAGCUGGAGGGCCGUGGCGUCAUCCAUCAACACUGAAUUUCGCCGCAUUGACAAAUUUGCUUCGGGUUCUCCGAGCGCAAGAGUGAUUGUGACCGAUACCUGGGUGCUGAAGGUCACCACGUAUCACUUGCAUGUUGCUUUGCAUCAGGACUGUCAUUUGACCGUCACCGACUCCAAACAUCACAGCCUGUCACCUGAUUUAAACACACCAGUGCAGAUAGUCACCAUCACUGUUGCCAGUAUCAAUCCCAGAGUCAAGUCUUUUGACAUAAGGUUAAAAUCUACAGAGUAUGUUGAGCUACAGGAAAAACUGCGCGCACCAAUCAGAAACGCUGCCAAUGUGGUCAUCCAUCUGACCAUGAGUGAGCUGUUUCUGGAUACCUUCAAGUCAUAUGUGAGGAUGAAUGAUGUUUACAGGUGCCCAAGUGGACAGGAACCUGAGCCGUGUAUUGGAUGUAUGCAGGUCAAUGCUAACGUCAAACUUCUGCGGCUGUGUCAUGAUGACAGUGAAUGUCAGCUGUGUUUCUGUCGGCCCAUGUGGUGUCUUACGUGUAUGGGUAAAUGGUUUGCCAGUCGACAGGACCAGCAGCAGCCAGAGACGUGGUUGAGCAGCAGGGUCCCGUGUCCCACCUGCAGGGCCAAAUUCUGCAUUUUAGAUGUCUGUCCUAUUAUUUGAUUCAAUAUGGAAUCGUAUAUCUGCAGAUCUUUCUCAACCUGAUGUUUCUGAGCAUUUGUGCAAAACGCCUUAAGUGGUUUUGAAGAUAUUUUCGUAUCAGAUACUGUAUGUGUUGUAUCUAGAUUUCUCAUUCAACAAACAUCCACAGCGAAAUUCGACCUAGAUUUUCAAAAUCUCUGUGCCUCUCAAUGUAGUAAGAUAUUUUUCCAUAUUUCACAUAUUAUGGAUUCUCAAAAACGUGUCAAAGUCACAUGUCACAGGCAAAACAUUAACACUGUUUUUGCCAUCUAAAUAAGCUACCCCUCAAAAAUCUCAUUUUGAUGCCAAAAAAUGUAAAGAUUUAUAGUUUAUGGUAUUUUCACAUCAUGGUGGUAUUCAUUUAUGCUGAUUUUAAAAUAAAAACUUAUCAUUUCACAAUUACAGUCACGUACUUGUUUUAUAUCAGCAAACUGAUUAGCCCGAAUAUCCAGUGAUAAAACAAUUAAAAAACAGG